Messenger RNA from Ustilago hordei, 3561 nucleotides. RefSeq lists its product as uncharacterized. NCBI's taxonomy places the organism in Eukaryota, Fungi, Basidiomycota, Ustilaginomycetes, Ustilaginales, Ustilaginaceae. The transcript has a single exon. The coding region runs from base 1 to 3561 and encodes 1186 amino acids. Gene Ontology annotation, cellular component: membrane; cytoplasm. Gene Ontology annotation, molecular function: phosphatidylinositol-3,5-bisphosphate 5-phosphatase activity; phosphatidylinositol-4,5-bisphosphate 5-phosphatase activity. The record is from RefSeq and is a predicted model, not a curated record. Gene Ontology annotation, biological process: phosphatidylinositol dephosphorylation.
AUGCACGUCUACCUUCAAGAUGCUCCGCGGGUAGUCGCAUUGGUCUCGGAUGACCUCGAAGCGGCUCACAAUGGAUUGGGCUCGGAAACGGCUCCUUCUGCCACUGCCAUCCUCAUCUCAACACAAGCAUCCCCAGCUGCGGCACUCGCCGGUUCCACAGCAGCCAACGCACCCUCUACUGCCAAAGCGGUGGUCGAAGUCGUGAAAGAACAAGAGAUUGAAGCCUUGACGCUGCAACGGCUCACUUGGAAGCCAAUACAUGGCUGCCUUGGCCUCAUCAAUGUCGGCCAAGAUCUUUUUGUUGCGGUCGUCACUGCCGGUCAGCAAGUGGGUGCCAUCCGUCCGGGCGAGGUGGUCAUGCGCAUCACAGCCGUCUCUUUUUACUGUGUCAAUCGAUCUACCUGGGAUGAUACACUCAUAUCCGAAGCUCCAGGCUCGCAGCCCGAAACACAUGACUCCUACGGUCCAGGUCACGAAGGCGCCGUCACCCAACCAAGCGUCUACGAACACCCAUGCACCAGCCUCAAGAAGCUGCUGAGCACUGGCACAUUCUACUUUGCACAAGGUGGCACUUUCGACCUUUCAACACGCAUCGACAAGCGUCUUGCAGACGUCUCGAAGCGCGGCAGUGCUUCAGGUCAUGAUAUCUCACGCUACGAUGGCCGAUUCGUAUGGAACAACUACAUGAUCGAACCUCUCAUCAGCUUCCGCGAGCGUCUCGAACAGGCCGACCGUGCUCGGAUAGACGCUGGCUGCUUCUUGCUGUUAGCAAUACAAGGCUUUGUUGGCUGCUUCGACGCAUCUGUGUCAGCGAUGCCGAAUCUCGUGGCAACCCCCGCUGUUGUCACUCCUACACCCACAUCCAACGAGAAAGGUCCUACCGCUGCAACUCUCGCUUUGAUCAGUCGACUUAGCUGGAAGAGAGCAGGUACGCGCUUCAACACUCGUGGUGUCGAUGACGACGGCAAUGUCGCCAACUUCGUCGAGACCGAGACGCUCUUCAGCGAUGGCAUCACCACGUUCACCUUCGUGCAAGUCCGUGGCUCUGUCCCACUCUUCUGGGAGCAGCAAGGUCUGCAGGCCUUCAACGCCAAGAUCCAAAUCACAAGAUCCCCUGGUGCCUCUCAGCCUGCUUUCGAUCGACACUUUGCCGACCUCAUAUCUUACUAUUCCCGUGUCCACGCCAUCAACUUGCUCGGUACCCGAGACGCAGAGACAGUCCUCACAUCAGCAUAUGCAGAACACAUGCGUCACAGUGCGGCAGAGUCUAUCGCAGUCCUGCCUUCGGAUGAGCCGACGGCUGCACGUGGAAAUGUUGUUGGCGACGACGGCUCAGAGCGCAUCGGCUUGACCAACUUUGACUUCCACACCGUCUCUCGCAACACUGGCGGCAUCGACGGUGUCCGCAGCGAGCUUCGUUAUCUUGGUCCUGUACAGCUCAAGCGCAAAGCGUUCGGAUACUCACUCAUCGAUAGCGCAACUGGAGAGUUGCUUCGCCGCCAGAAGGGUAUUUUCCGUACCAACUGCCUUGACUGUCUCGACCGCACCAACGUGAUCGAGGAUAUGCUCUCACGCUCCAUGAUCGACACAUUCUUCGAAGGUGCUGCGAAUCGAGACGCUGCUUACCAGGCAUUUCAGGAUCCAAAUCACCCGCUAUGGGCCCACCACCGCGUGCUCUGGGCUGAGAACGGCGAUGCGCUCUCCAAAAUUUAUGCGGGCACUGGCGCCCUCAACUCUAGCUUCACUCGCAGCGGCAAGAAAACCCUCGGUGGCCUUCUCAGCGACGCAGCCAAGAGCGCGGGCCGAAUGUACAUCAACAACUUCCAAGACAAGAACAAGCAGAACGUCAUCGAUGCGCUCCUCGGUAACAAGGCCAAUCAAAAGCCUGUCACUGUCUUUGAUCCUGUGCUCGACAGUGUCACAGCAGAGCUCAACGCCAGGGUGGAAGAGUACUCAUCUAGCCGUGAUAUUACUCUCUUUGCUGGCACUUACAAUCUCAAUGGCAAGGCACCUGGCGAAUCACUGAUACCAUGGUUGUUCCCUGAUGGCGAGGAUCACGAGCCCGACAUCUUUGCAAUUGGCUUCCAGGAGAUCGUGCAGCUAACGCCACAGCAAAUCUUGAUGACAGACCCAGACAAGAUCCGCAUCUGGGAGGCAAAGAUCAUGGAGACCAUUGCAAAGAGGCCCAACAGGAAGUCUCAAUACAUUUUGCUCCGUAGCGAGCAGCUCGUCGGUACAGCGCUCGUCAUCCUCAUCAAGAAAGAGCUUGUCAACGACGUCAGGCUGGUGGAGGCAGCCACCCGCAAGACGGGACUCAAAGGCAUGAGCGGCAACAAGGGCGGUGUCGCCGUCCGAAUGGACUAUUACGAUACCUCAAUCUGCUUUGUCACAGCUCACUUUGCCGCAGGUCACUCUGCCUACGAGGAGAGAAACGCCGACUAUUGGACUAUCACCAGAGGUCUCUCGUUUGCUCGAGGCAAGACCAUUGGCAGCCAUGACCACGUCAUCUGGCUCGGCGACUUCAACUACCGAAUCGAUCUCACAAACGAGACUGUUCGGUCGAUGGUGGCUCGAGAAGACAUUGCUGGGCUCUACGCACGAGACCAACUUCGUCGAAGCAAAGACGCCGGUGAGGUGUUUCCAGGCUACGAGGAAGGGCCCGUCACAUUUGCUCCCACCUACAAGUACGACAAUGGCUCGGACCAGUACGACUCAUCCGAGAAGCAGCGCAUUCCAGCAUGGACCGAUCGCAUCCUUUAUCGCGGCUUUGGCUUACGGCAGCUGAGCUACGCGCGCGCCGAACUCAGAACCAGCGACCACCGUCCCGUGUAUGCCGCCUUCAUCGGGCCUGUUAGGAUCGUGGAUCAUCUCAGGCGCGAUGCGAUUCGCAAGCAACUGCUGUCGGAAAAGAAGGCAGCAAACGGAAUCACGGGAGCAGGAUCAGCCUCGUCUGACUCUGAAGAUGACGAGAGCCUGCCAGAUCCAUCAGAUGAGCACCAGCAGUGGUGGGAUCGGCCAGCAUCACCGCCUGAUGCUCAAAAUGCCACGUCAGACAGCGAGAGCAGCGAUGACGGAGUAGUGGGGACUAACCCCUUUCGUAGAGAUGUCACUGCUGCGCGCCUGACAGGACGAGGAUCUCCUUCACCGACGAGUAAGACACGGAUCGGAAACCUAUCUCUAGGCACCAAAGCAUCUGCAAGCACUCAAAUGGACCGAGCACACUCAACACCGCCAUCACCAACCACUACCGGUGCUGCGGAAGGUCCGACCAUCGCAGGGACUCCCUUGCGCAAGACAAUCUCCACCUCACCGACCAUGGAGAGGAAGAUCGCCUCCGGACCUGCUGCCAUGGCCAACGGAAGAUCCGCGCCGCCGCCCAUUCCAAAUAAGCCGUCAGUUGCAGCGACCAGCGUGAAUGGCAUUAUCUCAGCAUCUUCAGCUUCUGCGGACACAUCGAACGCACCUCCACCAGAGCUUCCAAAGAGGCCAGGAAUGGGAUCUCGAUCGGCUUCCUACUCUUCGCACAAGUCGAAGAAAAGCUUGCUGGACGACAGCGACUAG